This is a messenger RNA of Lytechinus variegatus (green sea urchin), 3067 nucleotides long. RefSeq names its product G-protein coupled receptor GRL101-like. Gene Ontology annotation, biological process: G protein-coupled receptor signaling pathway. Gene Ontology annotation, cellular component: membrane. Bases 226 to 2853 code for a protein of 875 amino acids. The record is from RefSeq and is a predicted model, not a curated record. The transcript has 16 exons. Gene Ontology annotation, molecular function: G protein-coupled receptor activity; protein binding. Lineage: Eukaryota; Metazoa; Echinodermata; Echinoidea; Temnopleuroida; Toxopneustidae.
CAAUAUUUUGUAUCAUUCGUCGCAAGCCAGUUCUUUAUAAGCAAAGAGGUAUUACUAUAUUAUACCAGGUUAAAAUUUGGGAUUUUUGAAAUAUGACUCCGGCUUCCACAUUUAUGGUCCUGGGUCCCGUAACACGAAUGUUAGCGAUCGAUCGUACACAUUAUUUUCACGAUUGAUUGUACAUUGGAGCCAUUGCAAUCAAUCUUAACAAGUGUUCUACGAUGAAUGUUAAGCUUUGUGUUACGGGUCACUGCUACAACGAACGCAGAGGGGAAAUCGAAUUAUUUGCAGUGCAUUAAGCUUCAUUCUUUCAAGAUGAUGGGACUAUUAUCUCCAAGCUCUCGCUUAUGUUUAUUCGUCCUCUUUGUUUUAGGGAUCAACUUCUGUUGGAGCUUCAAAUCGACGAGAAUUAAUUCUUCAAAUUAUCCAUCUCCAUACCCCUCCGAUGAUAUUCAAGAGUGGGCUGUUGUAACUCCACCAGGAAAUCAAACGUUGAUAAUCGUAAAUGAGUUAAACCUCGAGGAACCAUGGGACACCCUGACCAUAACCCACACGUCCCCGGCACGCCCGGUGCCCUUCACAUCGCACCUCCGCACGGGUGUCAAAGGCUUCCUAUUCAAAGAUGACGGCAUCACCAAUAUCUCAUUCUGCAGCGACACAAGACGCGAACUCACAGGGUUUGAUCUGGAAGUCAUCACAAUGGACAUCACAGAUCAAGAUGAUGUCACCGUGACGGAGAGGGCGGGAAAUCUAUCUCACUGGUGUUCGACCGAGCAUCAUCAGUUCAUAGCAUCCGACGCUCAGUGCAAUGGAGUUUUCGAAUGCGCCAACUACACAGACGACGCAGAAUGCUUCGAUCAAGAGUUUGGCAGAGGAUGUGGACCAGGCUUUCACCAGUGCAUGGCUUCACCCGAGUUGUGUGUUUCACAAGAAAGGGUUUGCGACGGUUGGAAUGACUGCCCUUUGGGAGACGAUGAAGAAAAUUGUGAAACUGUGAUGUGCCCGUUGGAUUGUUCGUGUGGUGAGUCUGCGUUUUUCGGGAGAUAUGGUCCUGAUAAACCCCAGUGCAGCGAUCCCAACUGGCUCCCGUUCUGGGUAAAUUGUUCGAGCGGCUGGAACGAAGAAUACAGAAACAAUACUGCUCCCAAAACGAUUAUGUUAAAUCUGAACCAUGCACCGAUCAGAGAGUUGCAUCCGGGUUCUUUUAAUGGGCUACGAAAUGUACAUACGCUAGACAUCACUUCAGCCCAGCUGAAGAGGUUGCCACCUGAUGUGUUUAUCGGAAUGCAUCGACUGGUCAAGAUCAUUGCAAGUAAUAACAGCCUAACUUAUCUUGAACGUGGGACAUUCCGAGGACUACACAAGUUGAGAUUAUUGUACCUAGAUUUGAACAAAAUCUCGCGGCUUGACGAGGGUUGUUUUAUGGAUCUUCACAGCCUAUUCUUCAUAGGACUGAAUCAGAAUCCACUUGGCAGUAUUAGGCCUGGAACUUUUCGAGAGCUCGGAGAUUCUUUAGAACGUCUGAUUUUACGAAACAACAGUAUCACAUCAAUAAAUUCCAGUUUGUUUGAUGGAAUUGGACAAAAGCUGCUACGUCUAAACGUCCAAGAUAAUCCCAUUUCGGAGGUUGCACCGGGUUCCUUUACCAAUCUUACUAAUGUGACAAGUUUGUCUUUGAUGCUAACACCCCCAGCUCCAAUCCAUCUAUAUCCUGGAUUCUAUGAUGGGCUGGAAAGUCUUGAAACAGUAUUUGUCUAUGAUCAGCGGCUAUGUUGUUUUCUACCAUCGAAUGCAAAGUGUGCCCUACAGAAACCUCCAGAGCCUCUCUUCACCUGCAGGAUGACAUUCCUCCACAAUACUGCAAUUAAGUUCUUCACCUGGUUGCUUGCCUUUGUUACUUUGUUUGGCAACACUUUCGUCCUGGUGACCAGACUGCGUUCCAAGCGCACCAACAUGGUCGCUAGAAUACAGUCCAUCCUAAUAGCCAACUUGGCCGUUGCUGACCUACUUAUGGGACUCUAUCUGCUGAUCAUAGCAAGUGCCGAUGCCUACAUAGGAAACUCUUACUUCUGGAAAGGUCUGGCUCAUGAAUGGCGGAGGAGUGGGAUGUGUCGUUUUGCAGGUUUCCUUUCAUUCUUGAGCAGUGAGAGCUCUGUGUUUCUCAUUGUCCUCAUCAGUGUUGACCGCUUCAUCUGUAUCGUGUUCCCCUUCUUGAAGCAUCGAUUCACCAUCUUUACCAUUCAAGUCUGUACUGGGGUAAUCUGGGUGGUUGCCCUAAUCCUCAGUGGCACUUCUGUGUUGCUGACUGUCCUUGAUCCCGACGCCUAUGACCUUAGUGAUGUCUGUGUGGGCCUGCCUCUUAUCCGAAAAAACAUCAACCUGCAGGCGGAAGUUGACAAGGACAUACUAAAUACCAUCGGCAUAGAGGUCAAAAAGGUUGUUGCUGGUUCAUCCGCUUCAACAUGGCAGUAUUCCGUGGCUGUCUUCCUUGGAAUCAACUUCAUUUGCUUCACCAUCAUCCUGGUGGCAUACAUCGCUAUCUUUGCCAAGGUUCGCUUCAGCCGUGCUGCCGUUGGGCAAAAGGGAUAUUCUUCCAAUGAAAUCAGGAUGGCGCUGAAGCUUUCGCUCAUUGUUGCAACAGAUUUCUUCUGCUGGAUGCCUAUCAUCAUUCUUGGAAUCAUUGUCCAGUCUGAUCACGUUGUCAUAUCAGCUGAUGUCUAUGCCUGGCUCAUUGCUCUGGUUCUUCCCAUCAACUCAGCCAUCAAUCCUUACCUCUAUACCAUCGUUGAUCACUACGUUGGCCAAGAUAAAUCAAGCCAUACUUCAGGAGGAUCAGGCGGAUCUAGUAACUAAAGGAAACUGAACGUGCUGAGGGACCUGGGUUGGUAGAACUACAGGACACAUAGAAAUUGUUUGGUUUCAUAACAGCCCUACACCAAACAAUGCAAAAUGAACUGCAUGAAUUGCAUUGAACUAUCCAAGAGCCAAUGAUUGCAAGAUUGUGAUCAGGGCCGUCUUACAAAGAGUUGCAAUAAGCCAGUUCGUAGUUCCUUUCUGCGCAUGAUCA